GAGACAGAGAAGAAAUACGAACCUUUUUUGUUUUGCAACCACACACACACACUUAGUCGAGCGCUCUUGUGUCGGCGGCCGGUAAUGUCGAAACCUUUUCUACCCCCCCCCCCCCUCUUCCUCCCUCUAUAGCCUGUUUCUCUGUCAUGCACAGACGUCGAUGCAUAAACGUUGAUGGGUGUAAUGUUCCUCUUGGUGUGUAUGUGUGCGUUUUUUUCCUCCUCUCCCUGUCGCUGUUGCAGUUUUUCAAGGCCAAAGAGGCAAGCCAAGCCCGGCUCGGAGGACGGCUUCUGGGACUGUAGUGUCUGCACCUUCAAGAACAGUGCGGAAGCUUUCAAAUGCAGCAUUUGCGAUGUAAGGAAAGGGACGUCCACUCGAAAGCCAAGAAUAAACUCACAGCUGGUUGCACAACAAGUAGCACAGCAGUAUGCAACACCUCCACCUCCAAAGAAAGAAAAGAAGGAAAAGGUAGAAAAAGAUAAGCCUGACAAAGAAAAAGAAGUAAGCUCAAAUGCAAGCAAAAAGAACAGCAACAAAAAGAUAAAGCCGAAGAUGGAACUUGAAAAGGGACCUCCGAGUGAAAUCAACAGUAUACAAUCUGGGAAAGCCACAACAAAAACUGAUAGCAUACACACUUCAAGGCCCAAACUGAAAAAUGUGGAUAGAAGUACUGCACAGCAGCUUGCCGUGACAGUGGGCAAUGUCACAGUAAUCAUAACAGACUUUAAGGAAAAAAUACGAUCCUCUUCUACGUCAUCGUCAACAGUCACAUCCAGCGCUGGCUCUGAACAACAGAACCAAAGUAGUUCUGGAUCAGAGAGCACAGACAAGGGUUCAUCACGUUCCUCUACGCCAAAAGGUGAAAUGUCAGCAGUAAAUGAUGAAUCAUUCUGAGCUUUGUCAGGCUCCAGACCCGCACAUGCAAUGUGAAAAGUAUGAGUGAAUACUUUUGACAUUUUUUAUGUAUUCCCUUGGUUUUAUAUUUUCCUAACAAUCAUUUAUAAUGGAUGUGCUCCUGAAUCUACUUUUUUAUAAAUCUGCAGUGCACAAUUUCCAUGUACAUUAAGUAUUUUUGACUUUAUUUAUUACGUUUGCAAAUUCCACCCUUUCCAACAUAUCCUUUUUUUUUUGUAAGUUUUGUUGCCAGCAACUUUGCUGAUUAGCAAUUUUUGAGAUGUUAAAUGUCUUUAACUGGUUUAUACAAAAUAAAUGGUUGUUAGAAACCAACGUAUAGAAACACUGGUGCUUAAUACACUGUGAAGUAAAUGCAGCAUUCAACAGAUAAGAUUUGGAUUGUGCAUUCCAGCAGAGAAGAUCAAGUUUUGCAAACUGUUGCAAUGAAACCUGCCUUGACAUCAGGACAAUUGACUUUUCCAAAGCAGAAAUGGCUGAAGAUAAGUAUACUCGAGGCAAUUGAACAAUAAGCUGGAUUAGUUCAGUGUUUAAGUUAUAGAUGUGGGUUCUUCCUUACACUUACCUGAAAGCUGUGUCAGUCUGUGCUGUAAAUGUAAUUACUCAAUAAUGUAUUUCCCAGCCACCCAGCUAAUGUAAAGAAGCAGUGCCUCGUAACUGGCAGCAUGAUUUUUAACAUAUUUCAUAUAGACAUGUAUACUGAAGCAAAUUACCUAUGAGAAUGAUGGUGAGAAGUCAAAGUUCCAAGGUAAUCAAAUGAAAAAUUGCUGUGCCCGUGUUGCUGUUUCAUGGUAGCUCAAUUUUACUGUGAAGUGAAUAUCAGCAGCAUAGAAAUAACAUUGAUUAUUACUGAAUUGAUAAUACACUUUCUGAAGACGGGCACAUCCUGAAAAUCAUAUUUUCCAUCUUUCAAAUAAACUGCUUUAGUUAAUCCUGUUUGAAAGAAGCAAAUUAGUAAUUGUAACUGCAAAAUUUGACAUGUUCCUUGUUCACUUUCAAUUUUUGCACUUGCCAGUAAUGUUUGUAUCUUUAUCACCUCUGAUCUCUGUACAGUUAAAGCCUGAUCAGUACUGAAAUAGUAAUCGAAGAAUAUGUAAGAAUCUGAUUCGAGGACUUUUAUGUGGAAUCUCCUGCCAUUCCAUAAACAAUGUGCUUUUGUUACAGGUAUAAAUAACAUAAAUAUCUUUAACUGUGUAUGUAAGCAAAAUUGUGGCUUACUAUUUUUCUUAAAUCUAGUUGUUUCUUGGCUAUGUGGGUACAAAAGACUGAAUGAAGAAUUUAAUGGAAAAUAAUGCAGGCUUUUUUUGUGCACUCCCUCGUUGACAUUUUUUAUGUCAGAUUUUAAAACUAUCAUAAUUGGGUUUGAAACUUCCGCUUUGGUUAUCAGCUCUCUUCUUUACUCCAAGCUGUAAAAGGCACAGGCUUCUCACAUAAAGCGGCAUAGUUUAAUAACGGAAGUAAUAUUUCCUCAAAGAUACAUAGCGGUACAGCAUUGUUGAGAGAAAUCGAAAGAAUGCUAAUGCCUAUAUGAUAGUAUGGGUGUGUAUCAGGAUUAGUUAAGUAUUCCAGAGAAUGUUACUAUAAAGUCGAAUUGGCUGUUGUGCUUGCCAUAUUAUACCUGACAAUUGCAUGCCAGCAAUACAGAACAUUGGAACGAUAUCUACUAAACAUUUUGUGAUAUUGCUUCCACAUCAAUCUAAAAAGCCCAAUGAGAUAAAUAACUCGGCACUACCAAUGAAGUUUCAAAGAAGAGAAUUAUUCUAAAUUUCAGUUAACAAAUAUAAGCCACUUAUUUAUUACCAUAGUGGCAUUUGUUUUUUGGGAUUAGAAUCCAUUUAAAUGCUGCAAAGUAUAUGACGCGUAUUAAAUGUUAUCAUUAUGCUUUGUAUUAAAAUUACAUUAAUCAUCAAAUAUUCUUAUUUUUGGUCUGACAUCAUAAUGGGAAGAAUUGCCCAAUGUUCUUUAAUAUAUUAACUCCAAACUCUUGGGGGGGGGGGGG
Messenger RNA from Leucoraja erinaceus (little skate), 2911 nucleotides. RefSeq names its product RING1 and YY1 binding protein b (gene rybpb). The record is from RefSeq and is a predicted model, not a curated record. The transcript has 4 exons. Gene Ontology annotation, molecular function: transcription coregulator activity; DNA binding. NCBI's taxonomy places the organism in Eukaryota, Metazoa, Chordata, Chondrichthyes, Rajiformes, Rajidae. Gene Ontology annotation, biological process: positive regulation of DNA-templated transcription. Gene Ontology annotation, cellular component: nucleus. The coding region runs from base 175 to 894 and encodes 239 amino acids.